AUGCUGAAAACGGCAACAGCCGACCCACUGCAAUGGCCCAACCACAAGAAGAUCUCCAUCGUCCUCAACAUCGCCCUCCUCUCCGCCGCCGGCCAGAUGGCCUCGUCGAUGGUAGCGCCCUCUGUAGGCCAGAUCACCACCGAGUUCAAAACCGACAGCCUCAUCCUCGCCGUGCUCGUCGUCUCUGUGUUUCUGAUCGGCAUGGCGGCAGGACUUUUGCUCACGUCCGGGAUCUCAGAGGUCUACGGACGUCUUGUCGUCAUCCACAGCACAAAUGUCUUGUUCGUGGCAUGUGCCUGCGCGGUCGCGGCGUCGCGGUCACUCGGACAGGUGAUUGGGUUUCGUUUUCUCCAAGGAGUGGCCGCAGCUGCUCCGCCGGCUGUUGGGGGUGGUGUCAUCGGCGACAUGUUCCUCCCCAAGGACAGAGGCAGGGCAACAAGUAUAUACGGGCUCGGUCUGCUGCUCGGGCCUAUGAUUGGGCCUGUGGCGGGUGCCUAUAUCACACAGGAAGCCGGGUGGAGACGGAACUGCUGGAUCAUUGCGAUUGUGGGUGCUGUUAUGUCACUGCUGACUACGCUGGUCCUAAGAGAAACAUAUGGGCCUCUUGUGAGGCAGCGCAACGAAAAGCGCUUGCAGGUCAAGCCUGGAAAAUCUGAUCAAGUCGCAGCAAUACCUCAUAGCAGAAGAAGAGGGAUGGGAUUCGGAACACUGGCAGGUUCCGUGGUCCGACCCAUCAAGUUACUGAUGACAUCUCCGCUUGUUUUCCUUCCCGCGCUGGGACUCUCAGUAAUUUUUGGAAUUGUGUUCUUGGUUCUUUCAACGAUGGCGACGGUAUAUCAGCAGGUCUACGGGUGGUCGACGGGCGACUCUGGACUACCAUACUUGGGCUUGGGCGUCGGACUUCUCCUAGGGCUUGGAAUCUACUCUGUGACAGCCGACAGAGGCUACAGAAAGUUGACAAAGACUAUCAUGACCCCAGCACCCGAGCUCAGGCUGGCUCCCAUCACCCUAGGCUCACCCUUGGCAGCCUUCGGUCUCAUCAUCUACGGCUGGGCACUGGAGAAGCAACUGCAUUGGAUCGUGCCCAUCGUUGGCUGUCUUCUCCUUUGUCAAGGGCUGGUAUUCUUUAUCAUGCCCGUCACAACAUACCUUAUCGACGUCUUUCAUGCAGAGGCUGCGGGUCCGGUUGGGGCUGCUUCGGUCCUGAGGUGUCUAGCGGGUGGUUUGCUGCCUCUGUGCGCCGAUAAAUUGUAUAUGAGCUUGGGUUACGGGUGGGGGAACACCACUUUGGCUUUUAUUGCCCUAUUGUUCACGCCAUUUCCAUAUCUGUUCUAUAAGAAUGGGAAGAGGCUUAGGGAGGGGCUGGCCGUUGUACAGUGA
This is a messenger RNA of Cryphonectria parasitica EP155, 1380 nucleotides long. RefSeq lists its product as uncharacterized. The record is from RefSeq and is a predicted model, not a curated record. Gene Ontology annotation, molecular function: transmembrane transporter activity. The transcript is spliced from 2 exons. Gene Ontology annotation, biological process: transmembrane transport. NCBI's taxonomy places the organism in Eukaryota, Fungi, Ascomycota, Sordariomycetes, Diaporthales, Cryphonectriaceae. Bases 1 to 1380 code for a protein of 459 amino acids.